AUGACUUCUGGAGACUCGAGCACAAUUCAAGUUAAGGCUCAAAUCCAGCAACAUCUGGUCGAAUCUGGAAACUACGAAAUAAUCUCAAACAAUUUGAGUCAAAGGCUGCUACAGGAAGGCUGGACCGAUCAGGUCAAGAAAUUAACGCAAGAUGAAAUCAGCAACGAUUCAAGUGCUACGUUUACUCAGAUUUUGUCGAAAGUCGAGCCCAAAGCAAGCGAACUUGUGUCUGAAUCCACGAAACAAGAGAUUCUCGCCAAAAUCGAGGGAUUCCUCGCAGAAAUAGUCGACACCGAAUAA
This is a messenger RNA of Lachancea lanzarotensis, 300 nucleotides long. RefSeq names its product LALA0S03e04808g1_1 (gene SUS1). The record is from RefSeq and is a predicted model, not a curated record. NCBI's taxonomy places the organism in Eukaryota, Fungi, Ascomycota, Saccharomycetes, Saccharomycetales, Saccharomycetaceae. Gene Ontology annotation, molecular function: transcription coactivator activity; chromatin binding. Bases 1 to 300 code for a protein of 99 amino acids. The transcript has 3 exons. Gene Ontology annotation, biological process: regulation of transcription by RNA polymerase II; positive regulation of DNA-templated transcription; poly(A)+ mRNA export from nucleus. Gene Ontology annotation, cellular component: SAGA complex; DUBm complex; nuclear pore.